Messenger RNA from Eucalyptus grandis, 411 nucleotides. RefSeq names its product auxin-responsive protein SAUR50. Lineage: Eukaryota; Viridiplantae; Streptophyta; Magnoliopsida; Myrtales; Myrtaceae. The transcript has a single exon. Bases 1 to 411 code for a protein of 136 amino acids. The record is from RefSeq and is a predicted model, not a curated record. Gene Ontology annotation, biological process: response to auxin.
AUGGCGUCGCCAAUAGCGCAAGCCAAAUGCGACGUCGGCAACAUUGUGAAGAUCAAGAAAAUGGCUUCCAUGUGGCGGAAGCACAAUAGAGCCGGCGGCAGAAGGAAUCCACCCUCUGACGUCCCUCCGGGCCACCUGGCUGUUCUCGUUGGGAUAUUUCGCCGGAGAUAUGUAAUCAAGGUAGAGCAACUGAACCACCCCAUUUUGCAUCAGCUCCUGGACCAGGCGUACGAGGAGUGCAGCCAUCAGAGGGAUGGGCCAUUAGCUUUGCCUUGCGACGAGUCUCUCUUCCGAGAAGUGGUGUGCUCGAUAGAACGCAGCACGAUUACAGAUCCUUCCUCGUGCCGUGUCGAAGAGCGGAGGGACUUGGCCCCGCUUGUGUCUGGAUCUAUGAGAAGUUCGGCGUGCUAG